UUCAAGGUUAAACCUUGUACUCACAAACACUCACAACAGCAGCUGCUUCUUCUUCUUCUCCAGGGUUUUAGAGGCCACCUCAUUUUCUUCUGUGUUUUGGCGUAAACCAGCAAAUAUGGUGCAAUAUAAUUUCAAGAAGAUCACAAGAGUACCUACGGGUAAGGAUUUUAUUGACAUAAUACUCAGCAGAACUCAGAGGCAAACACCUACUGUUGUACACAAGGGCUAUGCAAUCAAUCGCAUUCGUCAGUUUUAUAUGCGGAAAGUGAAGUUUACGCAGACAAACUUUCACGAAAAGCUCACCACCAUCAUCGAAGAGUUUCCUAGACUUGAUGAUAUCCAUCCUUUCUACGGUGAUCUUCUUCAUGUUCUAUAUAACAAAGAUCAUUACAAGCUUGCCCUUGGUCAAAUUAAUACUGCCAGGAAUCUUAUUGGAAAGAUUGCCAAAGAUUACGUGAAGUUGUUGAAGUAUGGUGACUCCCUUUAUAGGUGCAAGAUCUUGAAGGUCGCUGCUCUUGGUCGAAUGUGUACUGUCACUAAAAGGAUUGGACCCAGUUUGGCGUAUCUUGAACAAAUCAGGCAACACAUGGCAAGGCUGCCCUCUAUCGACCCUAACACCAGAACAAUACUGAUUUGUGGGUAUCCAAAUGUUGGAAAAAGUUCGUUCAUGAACAAGAUCACCCGUGCAGACGUUGAUGUCCAGCCGUAUGCUUUCACCACAAAGUCUUUAUUUGUUGGCCACACAGAUUAUCAGUACUUGAGGUAUCAAGUCAUUGAUACUCCGGGUAUUUUAGAUAGGCCAUUUGAAGAUCGUAAUAUUAUUGAGAUGUGUAGUAUUACAGCAUUAGCACAUUUGAGAGCAGCAGUUUUGUUCUUUUUGGAUAUUUCUGGUUCUUGUGGGUACACAAUUGCGCAACAAGCAGCUUUGUUUCACAGUAUCAAGUCUCUCUUUAUGAACAAACCACUGAUCAUAGUCUGUAACAAGACCGAUUUGCAGUCACUGGAAGGAAUAUCUGAGGAUGACAAGAAGUUGGUUGAGGAGAUGAAAUCAGAAGCUCUUAAGACUUUGAUUGGUCAAGGUGGAGAGGUUAGGGAAGGUGCUGAAGUGCUUUUGACAAUGAGCACCUUGACCGAAGAAGGUGUGAUGGCGGUUAAAAAUGCUGCUUGUGAUCGGUUACUGGAACAAAGGGUUGAAAUUAAAAUGAAGUCCAAGAAGAUUAAUGAUUGUUUGAACCGUUUUCAUGUUGCUCUUCCAAAGCCACGUGACCAAAAAGAAAGACCGAUAUGCAUCCCACAAGCUGUUCUUGAACUAAAAGCUAGAGAGGCGGCAAAAGAAAAGAAGAAGCUUGAAAGAGAUCUUGAAGAAGAAAAUGGAGGUGCAGGUGUAUAUUCUGCUAGCUUAAAGAAACACUAUCUUCUUGAACAUGAUGAAUGGAAGGAAGAUAACAUGCCUGAAAUUCUUGAUGGGCAUAACGUAUAUGAUUUUAUUGACCCUGAUAUUCAACAAAGGCUUGAAGAGUUGGAGAAAGAGGAAGGUAUGCUUCUUCAGGAGCAGGAAGAUGAGGAGGAAGAAAUGGAUAUUGAAGAACUGACCCCAAAACAGCAGGAAGAACUUGCUGAGAUCAGGAAAAAGAAAAGCUUACUCAUUCGUGAACAUAGGAUCAAGAAAAGCACUGCAGAGAGCCGUCCUACUGUACCCCGAAAGUUUGAUAAAGACAGAAGUUUCACUCCUACUAGAAUGGGCCGACAGCUGAAAUCUUUGGGACUUGACCCUUCUAAAGCAAUUGAACGUGUUCGAAGUCAGUCUAGGGGUCGGAAGAGGGACAGGUCAACUGAUCACGGUGGUGAUGGGAUGGAUGUUGAUAAUGAUGGUUCUAAUAAGAAGAUGAAAAGGUCAUUGUCCUUGUCAAGGUCUAGGUCACAGUCACGACCGCCGUCAAGUGAGUUGGUUCCUGGAGAAGGGUACAAAGAUUCUGCUAUGAAGUUGAAGGCUUUUAAAAUGGGUAGGAAUUCUGUUUUUAAAAGAAACAAAGAUGCUCGUAAGGGAGAAGGUGAUAGAGUCAUUCCUACUCUAAAACCAAAACAUUUGUACUCUGGCAAGCGUUCCAACGGGAAGACUCAAAGGCGUUGAUCCCAAAAAGUUUUAGUUUGAAGGAUACAGUGAACCACCUAGAAUGAUCGUGGCUGCUUGGGUCGUUUAUCUGCUUUCGAUUGCCUUUUCAGUUAGAGGAAUCUCCAUGUUUUGAUGCUUGUCUUUAGUUUCUAGUUAUGUUCUUAUUAAUGCAAUUUUGAACUUUCAACCAUUUUGUUACAGAGUUAUGAACUUGAAAUAUACAUAUAAAUGGUGUUGCAACAUUUUUGGAUUUUACAAUUCGAAUAAGUCAGUCUGCAAGAAUUGUAUGAAA
Messenger RNA from Erigeron canadensis, 2405 nucleotides. RefSeq names its product nucleolar GTP-binding protein 1-like. The transcript is spliced from 3 exons. The coding region runs from base 116 to 2131 and encodes 671 amino acids. Gene Ontology annotation, biological process: ribosomal large subunit biogenesis. Gene Ontology annotation, molecular function: RNA binding; GTP binding; GTPase activity. The record is from RefSeq and is a predicted model, not a curated record. Lineage: Eukaryota; Viridiplantae; Streptophyta; Magnoliopsida; Asterales; Asteraceae. Gene Ontology annotation, cellular component: nucleolus.